Messenger RNA from Raphanus sativus (radish), 1487 nucleotides. RefSeq names its product V-type proton ATPase subunit C-like. The transcript is spliced from 11 exons. Gene Ontology annotation, biological process: proton transmembrane transport. The record is from RefSeq and is a predicted model, not a curated record. Gene Ontology annotation, molecular function: proton-transporting ATPase activity, rotational mechanism. The coding region runs from base 89 to 1219 and encodes 376 amino acids. Gene Ontology annotation, cellular component: vacuolar proton-transporting V-type ATPase, V1 domain. Lineage: Eukaryota; Viridiplantae; Streptophyta; Magnoliopsida; Brassicales; Brassicaceae.
AAUAUAAUUCGAACCGGUUAUCCAUUAUGAUUGAAGGAAGCAGAGAGAUCCAUCGGAGAAGAGAGAGUCAGAUAGAUUGAGAGAAAGAAUGACUUCGAGGUACUGGGUGGUGUCUCUACCAGUGAAGGACUCUUCUUCUUCCUCGUUAUGGGAUCGCUUACAGGAGCAGAUCUCCAAGCAUUCCUUUGAUACUCCCGUUUAUCGGUUCAACAUUCCUAAUCUUCGUGUUGGAACCUUAGAUUCUCUACUCGCUCUCGGCGAUGAUCUGCUCAAGUCGAACAGCUUCGUGGAGGGAGUUUCACAGAAGAUCAGGAGACAGAUCGAGGAGCUGGAGAGGAUUUCUGGUGCUGAGAGCAAUGCACUUACAGUUGAUGGAGUUCCUGUUGAUUCUUAUCUCACCAGGUUUGUCUGGGAUGAAGCUAAGUACCCGACAAUGUCACCUCUGAAGGAGGUUGUUGACAAUAUUCAGUCUCAGGUUGCCAAGAUUGAGGAUGAUCUCAAGGUUCGUGUAGCUGAAUAUAACAACAUCCGCGGUCAACUCAAUGCCAUUAACCGAAAGCAAAGCGGAAGUUUAGCUGUUCGUGACCUAUCAAACUUGGUUAAGCCAGAAGAUGUUGUCUCGUCAGAACAUCUCGUUACUCUCCUUGCCGUUGUUCCAAAGUAUUCUCAAAAAGACUGGUUAGCAUGUUAUGAGACAUUGACCGACUUUGUGGUUCCCAGGUCGUCAAAGAAAUUGUUUGAGGAUAAUGAGUAUGCUCUUUACACUGUCACUCUCUUCACUCGUGUUGCAGACAAUUUCAGGACAAAUUCCCGCGAGAAAGGGUUCCAAGUUCGUGAUUUUGAACACAGCGUCGAAGCACAAGAGACUCGCAAACAAGAGCUAGAAAAGUUGGUUCGGGAUCAGGAAAGCUUGAGAAGCUCCCUUUUGCAGUGGUGCUACACCAGUUAUGGAGAGGUUUUCAGCUCCUGGAUGCAUUUCUGUGCUGUUCGUAUAUUCGCUGAGAGCAUUAUGAGAUAUGGUCUUCCUCCGGCUUUCUUGGCAUGUGUCUUAUCUCCGGCUGUAAAAAGUGAAAAGAAAGUCCGCUCCAUUCUAGAACGCUUGUCUGAUUCUACCAACAGUUUAUACUGGAAAAGCGAGGAGGAUGGAGGAGCCAUGGCUGGUUUAGCCGGUGACUCCGAGACACAUCCUUAUGUCUCCUUCACGAUCAACCUUGCUUAAAAUUGAUGAUGAGAGAUGGCUUGAUGCUUCUUCUACGUCUAUAUGCCUUCAUCUGUUUUAUUUGUUUGUGUUCUAUAUAUUUCAUUGUUAUUAUAUUUUGAUCUUUUUUUUUGUUUCUAAAUAAAAGAAGGAAAGAUUGAACGUGGCACUCGAGAGAGAUGUUACUGUAAUUUUUAUUUUGGCCGGAUUCUUGUUAGAUUCCGAUGAGUUUAUGAUACUUGUGGACGAGCAGAGGUUAUACAGUUGUUAAAGCCUUGUCAUUUUGUUA